AUGAAUAAGAGUGAAAAAACUAUGCAAUCAACGAACGAAUCAGAUUCUACAACAUUGAAUAUUCUUCAUGGAGUUCCUAUUGACCCAUUCAAUCUUAGACAAUCAAAUACUUUAAAUACAACGCCAACGGUAGUCAUAUCAAUGGAUGAUACCGAUGUUACACCAGCAGUUUCUGAUUUUAACAUGACAAAUCCUUCAACAACUAUAACAAUCAAUACUGAAACUGAGCGACAUGAUUAUUCGUCGAUAAAACCAUAUUGGUUUUAUUCGAAAAAAAUUCAGGGACGUAUUACAUGGAUACCAUUUUCAUUAAUUGAUGUACAACGUAUUGAUGAAGCUUAUAAUCGAAAUCAAGAAAUAAUUGCUACAAAUGGUAAUCGUUAUGAUGUUAAUCUUGUUAAACGUAUACGUACACCUAUUUAUUGGGAUGAUGAACCAAAUGAAAUUCGACGUUCAAAAUGGUUUUUUUUACCAGAACAAGAUACUCGAUUCAUUCCAUACGAUGAACAAAUGAACGAAAUGCUUGAAAAUCUUUAUGAAGAAACAUGUCGUAAACAAUCAUGGCAUACAAGACAUGAAAUAAAUGAUGGAAAAGAAAUGCUUAUAUUUCAUAGUCCUGUUCUAAUGACAAUACAAGCUAGCGAAGGUGAUAUGACACAAUGGACAAAUUUUUCUUAUGAAACACGAACAUUAAGACGAGGUUUACCUGAAAUGUUUUUUAACGAAAUAAAAUUUGGUGAUAAAGAUCCUGUUCAACAUGUAGUUUUUGUUGUACAUGGAAUUGGUGAAGCAUGUGAUACUAAAUUUCGACCAUUAAUUGAUUGUGUCGAAGAUUUUCGUGAUACAAGUCGAACAAUUUUACAAAGUCAUUUUAAAACUUAUGUAGAAAAUGGUGAUAUGCAUCGUGUAGAAUUUUUACCGGUUUAUUGGCACGGUGAUCUUCAUAUGGAAGCAACAGGUGUUGAUAGUCAUCUUUUGCCAUUAACAUUACCGAGUGUUAUAAAACUUCGAACAUUUAUUAAUACAACUUUAUCAGAUAUAUUAUUUUAUACAAGUCCUGUUUAUUGUCAAAGAAUUAUUUCACGUUGUAUAAGUGAAAUGAAUCGUCUAUAUGCAAUAUUUUUACAACGUAAUCCAUCUUUUAAUGGACAAGUAUCUGUAAUUGGACACAGUUUAGGUUCAGUUAUACUUUAUGAUAUAUUAGUCAACCAAACACCGGCAAAUGAAGAAGAAGCAUUAAGAAAUGAAGCAGAAAAUAGAAAUACUGAAAAAAAGAAUGUGUGUAUAUCAGGAACUGGUCAAAUGUCAAUACAAUAUGAAAAACUUACAUUUCCAGUAGCAUUCUUUUUUGCAAUAGGUUCACCUAUUGCAAUGUUUUUAACUGUACGAGGAAUAACAUCAUUAGCAUCAGAUUAUGUUUUACCAACAUGUAAAGGUUUAUUAAAUAUAUUUCAUCCUUAUGAUCCGGUAGCAUAUAGACUUGAACCAUUAAUUGAUCCAAAAUGGACUGUAGCACCAGUAUUAUUACCACAUCAUAAAGGACGAAAAAGACUUCAUUUAGAAUUAAUUGAUGGUCUAUCAAAAGCAACGGAUUUAAAACAAAAAAUGGUUGAUACAUUUAAAAAUACAAUGAUAUCGAUUACUGAUUUUGUCCAAUCGUAUCGAGGUUCAAUAUCAGCAAGUACAUCACCAUCAUCUACUGAUGAUACUGGAAUAGCAGCAGCUACGACAGCAGCAGCUGCAGAGGUUGAAUUAGAACUUGAACAUGCUAAUGAUGAUGAAGAUACUCAUAUCGAUGAAUGGAAUAAUCGUCCAAUUGGAAAAUUAAAUCAAGGUCGGCGCAUAGAUUAUGUUCUUCAACAUCGUCCAAUUGAAGUGCUUAAUGAUUACUUAUUCGCUUUUGCAAGUCAUGUUUCUUAUUGGGAUUCCGAAGAUACAAUGUUAUUGAUAAUGAAAGAAAUUCUUAAAUUAGAUAAUUUCGAACCCGAACCACAAUAUGAAACUAUUGAACAAAUGAUAAAAUCCAAUGUAUUAAAUUAUUUUGUAACAGAUCAAACAGUUAAAAUGAAUGAACUUCGACCAUAUUUAGCAAAUUUGGAACAACUUUCAAGAUUAAUUUCCGAUCCAACGAAUCUCGUACCAAGAUUAAGAUAA
Adineta steineri is the source of this 2154-nucleotide messenger RNA. NCBI's taxonomy places the organism in Eukaryota, Metazoa, Rotifera, Eurotatoria, Adinetida, Adinetidae. The record is from the annotation of a GenBank genome assembly.